This is a messenger RNA of Nilaparvata lugens (brown planthopper), 507 nucleotides long. RefSeq lists its product as uncharacterized. The coding region runs from base 120 to 473 and encodes 117 amino acids. The transcript has 4 exons. NCBI's taxonomy places the organism in Eukaryota, Metazoa, Arthropoda, Insecta, Hemiptera, Delphacidae. The record is from RefSeq and is a predicted model, not a curated record.
GUUCUUAAGACGGCAUCCCUGGGAGGCAUCCCACAUAAUGAUGGAUGCCACGUUUAGAAUAAUCCCUAGGCGUCUGUCCAUUGGGGGUCCAUCAACUUUUUUCUGUACAUGCGAUUUACAUGGACAUUGCUUUCCUGGUGGCGAUUUUUCUGAUGACGAGGAAAACAGAAGAUAGUUAUAGAAGGGUGUUAACGUUUGUGAGAGAGCAGCUAAUCACCUGGCCUGUGGUGAGAAUCACCACGGACUUUGAAGUAGCACUGAUUAAUGCCAGCAAACGUAUCUUUCCAGGCGCCCAACACCAAGGCUGCUGGUUUCAUUUCACUCAGAUUAAAGAUGAGAAACAGAAAAGUGCUUUUGAUGACAGUUGGAUUGGAGCUGCACGUGGUGAUACAGCUACUCAGCCUGACUCCAAGGCCAAGAUGGUGCCUCAUAUUACUCAAUACAAUCACUCAAAUAAAGGAAAAGUGACAUGAAUGGGAAUCAGUUUAGUUUCACCAUUUUCUCAAC